UCUACUGUCCGCAGGCUUUCACCACUUGAUGCCCACGCAUUCACACGUUCACGCAUUCUCUCACUCAUAUUCCGCCGGUGACUGCGUGGACAUCGCCGCGGACGCGUCUUUGGAUGCUAUGCGUUGAGCGACGAUCAUGUGAAGAUCUGACCGAGAGUCUGAAGCUCUCCUCUCAGGGAAAGUCAUCCAGAUCUGCGAUUCCGCGAUCCACAUCGUCCGUCCGGCCUUCUCUCCCCCGCAUCAUGAAAGGCCUCUCAAGUAGCCGGAGCCACCAUCACGCCAUAUCCUACGAGCAGCCGUACGAUCCGCUGGCUCAGCACGUCGACCGCAAGCCAUACUUGAUUAGUCAGAUGGACAUGCCGCUUCCCAUUGCCGUGCCGCAUCCCAACGAGCUGUCCUAUUACAACGCUCACCGGACAUCGUACCCCUCCGACAACAACAACAUCGUCCCGUACGGAACCUUUCCCAGAAGAUGCCAUUCCAUCUCUUCGUCUCACCAUCCUGAGGUAAAGGAUGAGUGUAUGGCCAUGGUGCCCUAUGUAGGAGGAGGGGGAGGAGGAGGCUAUGGAGGUAAAACGCCCACCCGACUACAGGCAAGCUUUUCAGAAUCUUUCGAGCAACAGCCGUCCUUUUCCAGGGACGGCUACCACACGCUGCAAUACAAACGGGGAAUGUUGGCCCAGAGCGGGGCCGCGGGGCCCAACGCCAACAACGACAGUCCGGGGAGGAUCCGCCACCUGGUCCACUCGGUCCAGAAGCUGUUCACCAAGUCGCAUUCGCUGGAGGGGCCGCACCACACUCAGUCCGUCAAGGGGGCCAAUAACGGGAGCGUCAACGGCGGCGUCGGAGCCGGUCCGAGGGCCAGUCCGGAAGGCCAUAGGAAACGCAGCAAGAGUCGCGAGCGCUGCCGAUCGGCGGAGCCCAAACAUCGAAGCCACCACCAUCACCACCACCAGCUCCACGGCUCGGCGUCCGCGCCGGGCUCGGGCUACUGGAGCUCGGACGAUAACCUGGAACGAGAACUGUGUCUCUACCACCCUCACCACCACCAGCCGCCACCCUCGCCCGCACCCUCCGUUUCCCCUUCGCCCAUCGCCAUGACCAUGGGCCGGUAUCCGGGCAACAACCCAGACAAGUACCCCCAGUCACAAGCGUACUUCAUGAUGGACCCUUACGGUACGAUGGGCGAGCACGCGCAUCACGGCCACCCGCACCGCCACCCCGCCCUCAAAGUCUCGCGGAGCAACAACGACGUCAAGUACGCGGCGCCGCCCGCCCGCGUGCCGGUUAGCGCUAGCGGCAAUAACAUCGGAGGAAGCGGUCCCUUGCUGUCUCUGGGUCUGGUGGAUGCGCCCCUUGUGAAGAAAGGGGCGUGGUCGUCCAGCUUAACGGUGAGCAGGGCCCGAGAGGUCUACACCAACAACAGCAGCCACGAGCAGCUCCGAGCCGGCGCAGGAUCCGGUAACCUAAAACUAGAUAGAGCUCUAAUCAAAUCUAAGAGCAGUCAGCAUCAGGAGCGCACUUGCCAUUUCUUACAGGUACCUCAGGAUGAGUGGAGCGGGUUCUCUCCUUUGGGGAAGGAAGACGACAUUCCGUGUCGGAGGAUGAGGAGCGGCAGCUAUGUGAAAGCCAUGGCUGAGGAUGACAGCGAAGACUCGGACGGGAGUCCUAAACCAUCUCCCAAGAUUCAAGCGCGACGCGCCAGUUACUUGAAAGCAACGCAGCCUUCGCUGACGGAAAUGACCACUCUACAGAUUUCAUCUGAACAUUCCCCAAAGCUACAGAUCAGGAGCCACAGCUACCUGCGUGCGGUGAGUGAGGUUUCAAUCAAUAGAAGCCUGGACACCCUGGAUCCCAAAACCCUUCUCGACCCCAAAUCGUUGCUGUCCUCACCCCAAUACCGAUCACGCAAUGAAAGCUACAUGAGGGCCAUGAGCACCAUCAGUCAGUUGAGUGAAGUUGAGGUGAAUGGGCAGAUUGAGCAGGUAUGUGAGCAGGUCUAUAGCCAAAUGCAAGCUCAGGCCAUGGAAGCUGCCAUGAACAGGAUGGAAAGGAUGGACAGGAUGGAAACCAUGGAUACGUUGCCCAUGCCAGGAUGUUUCCGAAUGAGGAGCCACAGUUACGUGAGAGCCAUCGAUCAGGGCUGCGCUGCCGAGGAAGAGGGGGAAGGAGGAAGACCGCUGCUCCUGUUGCCGUCCUCUCCGCCGCGCACCUCCGCCACCACUGUCAGGACAAUCCAAAGCAGCACAGUUUCAUCUUGUAUCACAACAUAUAAGAAAACUCCUCCGCCAGUGCCACCGCGAACCUCCACCUGUUCUACAGCGUCCAAGCCGUACAUCUCCAUCACAGCGCAGAGCAGCACAGAGUCUGCGCAGGAUGCUUACAUGGAAGAAGAGGGACCAAGAGGCGACAUGACUAUCCAGUCGGGGCUCAGUAAUUCCACAGAAAGCAUUGACAGCAUGAAGGCUUUGACUGCUGCCAUCGAGGCUGCCAACGCACAGAUACACGGGCCGGCCAGUCAGCAUGUCAAUAACAGCACUGUGACAAUCAACAGUCCUGCUCCCCCGGUCUUGAGCCGAGGUCUGAUUGUGGAAGACCACCAUGAUGAAUACAGGAAAGAGGCACUCAGGAAGGGCAAAUGUCUCUCCAUAGGUAUCCAGGUGGACGGACCAGAGGAAACGCCAGACCCGGAGGACCCAUCUAAGUUCACCUCUGUUGGAGUGCAAGUGGAGGAUGACAGACGGUAUCGUCGCUUCCAACGUUCGAACAGUGUGACGACAGCUGUACAGGCAGAUUUGGACAUGCCAGGCUUUCUUGACACUCCUCUGGACUCCUCUGACACGGAUUUAGAAGCGCUGUCAUCCGGUGUCCUUUCACGUCAAUACUCCCGCGAUGCUGCCACCUCGACCGUCAGCAUCCAGGGCUCAGGGAACCACUAUCACGCCUGUGCCUCGGAUGAGUACGAGGACGUGGGCUUCGACCCGUCCAUUCUUCCUCCGCCGGACCCUUGGAUAGACAGCAUCAGUGAAGACUUACCUGAUGUUGGCUACAACAGCUCAGCUAUCUUGGAUGCGGUGCAGAGGUCAGUGUGUCAGCGAGACGGUCGUUGGUUCCUGAAGCUGCUGCAGGCCGAAAGCGACCGCAUGGAGGGCUGGUGCCGACAAAUGGAAAUGGACCAACAACAUAAUAACCUUCCGGAGGAUGUUCUGGGGAAGAUACGGAGUGCCAUCGGAAGUGCUCAGCUGUUGAUGUCCCAAAAAUUCCAGCAGUUCAGGGAACUGUGUGAGGAGAAUUUGAACCCCCAUGCCCAUCCUCGUCCCGUAGCCUCCGACCUGGCUGGUUUUUGGGAUAUGCUUCAGUUGUCCAUUGAGAACAUUAGCCUGAAGUUUGAUGAGCUCCACCAACUCCGAGCCAACAAUUGGAGACCCCUUGACCCACCUGAGAGAAAGGAGCGACGGCUCCCACCUCCAGUUCCCAAAAAGCCGCCCAAGGCCCCGCACCAGCACCCCCCUCUGGCCCGGGACCGCUCGCUGGAGAGUUCCGAGAAACAGCGACAGGAGGCCAGGAAGCGCCUGAUGGCCGCCAAGAGAGCCGCCUCCGUGCGACAAAACUCCGCCACGGAGAGCGCCGACAGCAUCGAAAUCUACAUUCCCGAGGCGCAGACCAGGCUAUGAGGACAAACUACUGUACGUCAUUUACGUCUUACACUAUAUUGAAGUUUUUAUCCAAAGGUCAAAAAUGCUAUUACUACUAUAAAGCCAUGACAUAUAUUACAUUACUGUUUACCUGACUGAUUAAAUGUACAACUUGGGUAAUUGUUAAAGUAGUUUAGUCCCAAAUGAAGGAAGGGCUUUGUUACAAUUAGUGGGCCUCAUUCAGCAAUACAUUAUUUGGCUUACUGGCCGCCAAUGACGGCGGUAGAUGUCCAAUUUUUUGAACGCCAAUCUCACCAAUACAAUGGUGUAUAUUGUAAUGUAUUAUACUGUGGUAAGCAUCUGCAUGUAGGUGAUUGGUUACCACAAAAAUCUUAAAACCUGCUGUAACCUAAGGUCAUUUUUUUGUCCAUAGUAACGUGCUAGAUAAUUUUAGAAAAAAAUAAAAUCAUGGAUUAUAGUUGAGAUAAACCCCGGGUUACGACGUAGUCUAUUUACGCGAUUUCGACUUUACAAUGCCGGAGUCUCGUCCGCCAUUUUGUCUCCAGUUUUGUUUGUUUGUUUUUUGUCGCAUAAACAGUACCUUAUUGCACUUCACGGUAUCUUUUUGAGUGCUGCAAAAAUUUACUCGGGUAAGAUUAGAAAAAUAGAAUUAAAUUUUGCUGCUUCGAGUACUCGUUUAAUUAAAGUGGUGUUGUACUGGUUUGUUUUGAAAGUGUUUGCAUCUAGUUUUAUUGAUUUGGGUGAAUACCCUGCCCUCUAGUGGCAACAGUGAAUAUUACAUAACUUAUUUCACAUGGCUGAAUCCAGCUGCUCCCUGUUAAAACCAACAUAAGCUAAGUUUUUGUUUGAGCUAAUGGUUUUUAAUGCAUUCGUAAUUUAGUAGUAUAUUUAGCCGUUUUUUGUGGGAAUAUGUGUUUGAACCAUUUGCUAAGAGCAUUGUUAGUCCUUUAUUGCCAAAUGUAUCACAUUUGAUACACCUAAAAUUUUCAUUAUGUUGAGACUAAUUCAGAAUUUUGACAUUUCUUUUUGAAAUAUGCUGGAUGCAAGUCAACACAUGCAUCUGCAGGUUCCAUGAGGAAAAAAAAAAACAGGAUUUAGCAUGGGUUAUAGAUAUUAGAGCACUUAUUAGUACAGUAUAUUACACAUAUUCAUUUUGACUUUUAUUUUUACAAAUUUGAAAAAAAUAUUUCAUUAGGACCCUAUUUUUUAAAUUUUGGUAUUCUCUGAUAAUUGAUUCAUGUUGCAGGCAUUUAAGGGUUAAAAAAACAACAUUUUAUCCCAGCAUUCGAGUAUGCGGACUUUUGCUAUGUAAGUUAGCCAAUUGUUCUUAUGUUGUACUUCGAUCCUCCCUUUUUUUUUUUUUUUACUGUUUGAGACUCAGCUCAGGUAUUUCAAAUGUUUAUGUUCCUUAUCCGAUUACUCAAUUAUUGUAACUAACUAGUUCAUCGAUUAAUAGGCUACUGAAAUAAUCGAUAGCUGCAGCCUACUUCGCUUUAUUAAUAUGACGUGUUUUAGCCUCACUUAACAUGUUGUUCAUCUUGAACGACAACAAACAAGGCAAUUGUGCUUUUUUUUUUUUUUUUUUAAGGCUUUUUACUUUUGACAAUUUGUAAAGCUGUAACACACAUAUGUACGCUUAUGUUCAAAACGACAUACAUGUUAACAAUAAAACACGACACAAAAAAAUUGGUGUUCAAAAGUCCAUAUAGUCUGAUCAAUAUGUAAAUUUAGUAGAUUAAAUGAGCCUAAUUUGCCUUACAAAAGUCCGCUAGCUUAAAUGCUAAGAAUGCUAACAUAUUUACAAUUCUCAUAGCAAAUCACUCACACGUAACUUCCCAAAUUGCAGCUCUAAACUUAACAACAAAUGCAUACACAAAAAUAUAUUAGCUGAAACAACUUACAGCCUUAUGUGGGCCAAGCCAGAGCGCAGCUAUCCUUUGUCCAUGUCAGACAUCUGAGUCAUACAAGGUGACAGUGCAGUCAGACCCAACGCUGCCACCAGAGGGCAGUGUAUCCUCUAUUAUUAAACAAAAUCAUUUUGGACUUUUUGGAUAGUUAUUUUGGGGUACUUAAAGGUAAAUUCCGACUCACGCGGAAAUUCGGGUUAUGUCACCAGCGUAGGAACAGAAGUCAUUUGUAGCCCGGGACUACCUGUAUUUUUGAAAAGUAUUAUUUCAUGUUGCCUUGGGAUUUAGUACUUUCCAAUCAGAGUUCAGAUGUCAAUAACCCGAAAGCCAAAGCCCACAAUUUCAAAAUCCUUUGUCAAAUUUAGAAGAAAAUGUUGAAGCAUUCUCAAGUUACAGCAACAUUUCGUUAGCCUCAUAGCAUCAUUGGCUAAGUAAUUGUUUACCUGCCUAACUCUGUGCUCCUUUCAAUACUGCCUUUCUGCUUAUAUCCUUGGCCAAUCAUAACACAUAUUAGAAUGCAAAAAUGCCAAUGUCAAACAAAUAUAUUUUUUUCUUGUUGUCCAAAACUAGUGAAAUAGGACAUAGGCAAUUAUGCUAUAACAAUUUGUAAACAAAGGCAUAUAAAAAAAAAACAAAUUGUGUGGAAAUGUCCAUUAAAAUGAAGAUGCAUAUAAAUCAACAGUAUUGGUGUAGUUCAAACUUAAUAACAGCAGCACAAAUGUUGGAAAAAAAAUAAAAAUAAAAGUGCCAUGGCUUGUAAUGGGUGUAAUUCCACGGUCAACCUCUAGAUGUCAGCCAUGAAAUUACCCUGACACUGUAAAUUGGACUAAAAAAGAAGAAUGAAACAAUUUCAGCGCUCCCAAAUAUGUGAGAUGAUUGGUGAAUGAGGCCCAUUGUUGUUUGUUAGCGUCAGAAUACCGUAUUUUUUGGACUAUAAGUCGCACCUGAGUAUAAGUUGCAUUUUUUUCAUUUAACAGAAACCAAGACCAAACAUGAUACAUUGUAAUGUCAAUUGUAAAAUGGAGACCUACAGGCUAAAGUGCAGUGUUGUUUUUGUCAACGAUAACGAAAAUAUUUUGUCGACGAACAAUUUAAGGCGAUGACGAGCUAAAAACAUGUCGUGGGGGACUAAAACAUAACAAGAUGAAUUUUUAAUUGAAAACAAAUCCGCAAUGAACUUUGAAGCGAGAAGUAGCGAAGGAUCCCUGUAUACACACAUAGACGCCAAGUUGUCCAAGAGUUUGAGGACGCUCGCCAUUAGCAUUAGGCUCAUUCUAACGCGACUGCUGUGCUAAUGCUACGAGUUACAUUUAGUGUGUGAUGAUCACUUAGCACAGACCUUUUUAAAGGGAACCACAUAUAGAAGGACAUGUACUGUAGCUCUUAAAAGAUAAAUCUUAGUACGAGUUAUAAUAAUUCCAUAUUAGAACCGCUCUAAAUGCUUUCGUGUCAAUAAAAUUUGUCAAAUUAUUAUAACUAGUAGGUCACAGGACGGUGACGUCUCAUGGCCAUGCUGCUUAAAAAAAAAAAAAAACAGAAAAAAAUCGUGUCA
Molecule: messenger RNA, 7115 nt
Organism: Corythoichthys intestinalis (scribbled pipefish)
Lineage: Eukaryota; Metazoa; Chordata; Actinopteri; Syngnathiformes; Syngnathidae
Product: disks large-associated protein 1-like
Exons: 15
Coding region: 114-3674 (1186 amino acids)
Biological process (GO): signaling
Cellular component (GO): glutamatergic synapse; postsynaptic specialization
Molecular function (GO): molecular adaptor activity
Source: RefSeq, a predicted model, not a curated record